Molecule: messenger RNA, 2266 nt
Organism: Pistacia vera
Lineage: Eukaryota; Viridiplantae; Streptophyta; Magnoliopsida; Sapindales; Anacardiaceae
Product: probable galacturonosyltransferase 11
Exons: 4
Coding region: 1-1827 (608 amino acids)
Molecular function (GO): polygalacturonate 4-alpha-galacturonosyltransferase activity
Source: RefSeq, a predicted model, not a curated record
AUGGAUUUGAAUGGUGGAUUCAGUAACAAUUAUUUCAAGUUGGCCACUACAGGUUUCUAUUCGAAGGGCGAACUUGUUUUCUUCCAAAAGAUUAAAUGGGUAAAGUGUAGCAAGGGCGGGCGGGCUCAGAACAUAGCCCCAGGUCGUAUACGCAGUCUACAAAGAACACGUAACAAGAAAGACAAGGACGAUGAGGAUGAUGGUGAGGACAACCGGCGGCCAUCAGACUCUAAUUUUCUUUCACUUAUACUGCUAAUACUUUCAUUUUCUUUCACUUACACUGCUAAUAGUAGAAAUGAAACUGAGCCAUUUCAUCUUGGUUUCUGGAUUAAUUACUUUCGGGGCUUACUCUUCUCUUCCUAUCUUUGCCAGGAAAAAAGUGCAAGAACAGAGCAGGUUGCCCGUGAGGGUUUAAAUUUUACUGAAGAAAUAUUGAGUGCUACCUCAUUUUCCCGGCAGUUAGCAGAGCAAAUGACACUUGCCAAGGCCUAUGUCAUCAUUGCCAAAGAGCACAAUAACCUUCACCUUGCUUGGGAGCUCAGCAAGAAGAUCAGAAGUUGCCAGCUUUUGCUUUCGAAAGCUGCUAUGAGAGGAGAGCCUAUUACACUAGAUGAAGCAGAGCCAAUUAUAAGUAGCUUAUCAUCCCUCAUCUUUAAAGCGCAAGAUGUGCAUUAUGACAUUGCAACUACAAUAAUGACAAUGAGAUCUCAUAUUCAAGCCCUUGAAGAGCGUGCAAAUGCAGCAACAGUUCAGAGUACAUUGUUUGGGCAAUUGGCAGCUGAAUCACUACCAAAGAGUCUCCACUGCCUAAAAGUCAAGCUCACAGUUGAUUGGCUUAAAAGCAUGCCCCUUCAAGAUCUUGCUGCUGAGAGAAAGAAUUCUAUGCGACUUGUGGACAAUAAUCUCUAUCAUUUUUGCAUUUUUUCAGAUAAUGUGCUGGCUACCUCCGUGGUUGUCAAUUCUACUGUCGUCAAUGCUGAUCAUCCAAAACAGAUGGUCUUCCACAUUGUCACCAAUGGAGUCACCUAUGGAGCUAUGCAGGCUUGGCUCCUCAGUAACGACUUCAAAGGUUCCACUAUAGAAGUGCAGAAUAUAGAAGAGUUCUCAUGGUUGAACGCUUCAUAUGCUCCCAUUGUGAAACAGCUCUUUGAUGCAGAAUCACGGGCCUAUUAUUUUGGUGAGUAUCAAGACAUGAGGGUUGAGCCAAAAUUGCGGAAUCCAAAGUACCUGUCUUUGCUAAAUCACCUUCGCUUUUACAUUCCAGAGAUCUAUCCUCAAUUGGAAAAAAUAGUUUUUCUCGAUGAUGAUGUUGUUGUUCAGAAGGAUCUGACACCACUCUUCUCAUUGGAUUUACAUGGAAAUGUGAAUGGUGCAGUCGAAACUUGUCUUGAAGCAUAUCAUCGUUAUUACAAGUAUCUCAAUUUCUCAAAUCCAAUAAUUGGCUCAAAGUUUGAUCCGCAGGCAUGUGGAUGGGCUUUUGGUAUGAAUGUAUUUGAUCUGAUUGCUUGGAGGAAAGCAAAUGUGACUGCACGGUAUCAUUACUGGCAGCAGCAGAAUGCUGAUCGGACACUGUGGAAGCUGGGAACUCUGCCUCCUGCUCUUCUAGCUUUUUAUGGACUCACAGAGCCACUCGAUCGGAGAUGGCAUGUUUUAGGAUUGGGUUAUGAUAUGAACAUUGACAAUCGUCUGAUUGAGAGUGCAGCUGUUAUUCACUUCAAUGGAAACAUGAAGCCAUGGCUGAGAUUGGCCAUUAGCAGGUAUAAGCCUCUAUGGGAACGGUAUAUAAAUCAAAGCCACCCGUAUGUCGAUGAUUGUGUCACAAGUUAAAAUCUGCUUCUUCUUGAUCAUCAGUAAUUUAAUGGAUCUUCAAUAUUUUAAAUCCUCUACCAGUGAUCGCAUUGUUGUAGAGUCUAAAGUAGAAAAUUUUGACUUUUUAGGAGCUUUUUUUCAUUUUUCCUUUUCUUACCAUAGUAUCGAAAAAGAAAACAAAUUUCAUAUACAUUAGAAAGUUUAAAGGUACUAGGUGAAGAGUUGUGGGGGAUUCAUUUUUGGCUGAUGGGUUUUCUUUUUCCCUUUCUGCAAGCUGUAGAAUUAUUUGUUCUUUAGCAAUUCUUGUAAUAAUUUCUCAGCUCUUUCGGAUUAUAACAUAGUUGAACCGGAAUAUUCUCUUUUUCUCUUCUUCUUCUUGCUUUUGUAACUUAAAACAGCAUCCAGAUAAUCUGGCCAUCAUUGUGUAUUUGUGAGAUAAUAUUUGAAAUUAAUUCUU